Molecule: messenger RNA, 399 nt
Organism: Lottia gigantea (owl limpet)
Lineage: Eukaryota; Metazoa; Mollusca; Gastropoda; Lottiidae
Exons: 4
Coding region: 1-399 (132 amino acids)
Biological process (GO): establishment of epithelial cell polarity
Cellular component (GO): cytoskeleton
Source: RefSeq, a predicted model, not a curated record
AUGACCAUAGUUGAGAAGGUACCUACAUAUGGUAUACAUUGUUAUGAAGUUAAGGAUAAGAAAAGUAUACCGUGGUGGUUAGGUAUUAGUCCUAAAGGAAUUUAUCUAUUUGAUAAAAAUGAUAAAUCAAUACCUCGUAAGAUAUUUUUAUGGAAAUCUUUAGAGAAUUUAUAUUAUCGUGAUAAAAAGUUUUCUAUUGAAGUUCAUGAUCCAAAACGGGUGUCUGUAAGUCGAAGAACGUUUGGUGCUGGUAAUGUAAAUGUACAUGCGUGGUUUGCUGCUACACCACAACUCACAAAAUGUAUUUGGUCUAUGGCCGUAUCUCAACACCAAUUUUAUUUAGAUCGUAAACAAAGCAAGGUGUGUUUCAUUAUUUUUACAUUGUAUUUUCUUUUAUGA